CUGCUUUGUUCUUAGCGUGUUAGCGUUAAACGAUUACGUAAGUAAAGAGCCGCGCUGAUGGGAACUAAUUAAAGACAACUGAAAACCGACCAAAGAACCAGCGAAAUUAAGUUUUCCAGUCGCAGUAGCAAAGUCACGUCGACGCUACGUUGUGCGGUAAACGCGCUUUGUUUAAAAGUGCGCACCGGUUUUUGUUUCGUAUGUGAACAAGGGAAAAAGUGCAUUCUACGGUGAAAUAACAUGGAUGAGCAACAACAAUGCAAUGAUAAACCAGAGCGGCCAGAAACUGCCAGCGAAUGGUGGCAAUUUCGAACGCGUCUGGAAAGAAAACUUCUAAUCAUCGUCAUCGCAAUGUCUCUGACAUUAUUUGCCAUCAUGACGUACGCGUUCUUUACUCACAUCACCAGUGGAAACCAAGCUCCCGUUUGCAUGUCCGCCGAUUGCGUGCAAACUGCCUCAAAAUUCCUGAAUGCAAUCGACGCUGAAGCAGAUCCCUGCCAUAAUUUCGCCCGCUUCGCAUGCGGAAACUUCUUCGCCGGGAGCAACCCGAACGCCACUGUAUCCGAGCUGGUACAGAGCGAAAUUUCAGCGCGCAGAGAGUUCGAGCGGGUCUUCGAUGCUUCUGCCUUGGAAUCAGAAGCAAACGAUAUCGGAGUUGCAAAUCUGCGCUACUUGUACCGCACGUGCAUGAACCGUAGCGCCAUCGACGAAGGCGUCGAGCUUUUAAAGCGCGAGUUGAUUGCGCCGCUCGGCGGCUGGCCACUAAUUAGCAAUAAUUGGGAUGAAGCGUUCUCGGGCCAUUCGGGAGCUUUGAAUUUCAACUGGGUAUGGUUCAAUUUUAUAAGUAAACUGCAAACGAUGGGAUUUCGAAGUGAUAUGUUUUUUGGAUUGCGGUCGUAUAGAAAUUAUACAGAUGGGAAGAAUUAUUUAAUGGUCACACCGCCAAGUUUAGGAGAAGCGGCGAUGAGUAAAGAGUUUCGGAAGGAAAAUGAAGCAUUUUUGUAUAGGACCCUAGAAACUUUCGGGGGUGAUAGGACCAAAAAUGGUUAUGAUAUUAAUUAUUUAGGAGAUUUUACUCUGGAAUUGAUCAAAAUUUUGAGCAAAUAUGAAAACGCAACCAAAGCAGAACCAAAAUUAAUUACAAUAGGAGAGGUAAUGAGUGUAACACAAGCCUCGCAAAUCAAUUGGGCACACAUACUCGCUGUUCUAACAAUGCGACGCGAUUUUAAUACUUCCGAAUUUAUUAUUUUUGAUACCUCUAUGCAAGAAUACAUUCGGGAACUACAAGGACUCUUGAAGCAAACGCCGAGAAGAGUGUUAGUGAAUUACAUAAUUUGGGAAGUACUGAAGGAUAUGCAGCUGUGGUACAACGUCCCGAAUGCACCCAAAGUUACUUUGGGUCAACGACGACAUUUAUGCAUUGACGAAGUGAACAAAAUAAUGCCAUUAAUUGCCAAUCAAAAACUAGCCGAGACGAAUCCACAUAGAGAGCAAGUGAAAAAAAUGAUAAUUGCAAUCAGAGAAGAAAUUAAUACCAAAAUAAGAAAAGUAAAAUGGGUAGAUGAUGAAAUGAAAAUAUUUUUAGAGGAGAAAUUAAGGAGUAUGAAAUUUUUCAUUGGUGGAAAAUUAGAUGGGAGUGAAUUUCAUAUAGAUUAUGGUCAAAAUGAUUUAAGUAAAACCAAAAACUACAUUUCUGCAAUCUUGAGCCUAAAGCCACUAACAGACUCUUACCAUUAUGAUAUUUUGUACAAUAAAACAACUUUAGAAUCUACCCAAAUAGGAUUGUUGGAAAUGGACGCAUCUGCAAAUGCAUUCUACUUAUCCAACAAUUAUAUCGGAAUACCAACCGGAUUAAUUCAUCAAUUAUACUCCAACACACUGCCUGAUUACAUAAACUACUCCCGACUAGGCCACCUAAUCGGUCAUGAACUCUCCCACAUUUUCUCGUUGUUCGCGCAAAAAUAUGGUCAGCAUGGUCAACCCAACCCAUUGUGGACCAACGAACUCAUAGACAAUUACACAAAUCAUCAUAAAUGUCUAGCAGAAGAGUAUGAAGCGUAUGCAAUGGAUAAAUAUCGAGUUGAGUUAAACGGUUCCGUUACAUUGGAUGAAAACAUGGCGGACAUCAUCGGUACCCAUUCGGCCUACGAAGUGUACCGCCGUUUGGAACCAGCCAAACUCACCGAUAAUCUCCAUCUGCCAGCUGUCACAAACUACACUCCACGACAAUUGUUCUGGAUCAGUUUCGCGCGCUACUAUUGCGAUCCACAGGAAGCCGCGCACGUACUGCACCCACACCCGACACCGGAUGUUCAUGGCGUCGCUUCGUUUCGGAUAUUUUCCACAUUACGAAAAUCCCAGCGUUUUGCUGCCGAUUUCAAGUGCAAAAGGGGCAGCCAAAUGAAUCCGUUAAGCAAAUGUACGUUUUGAUAUCAAUAAACGGUACCGUGCCUUACUGUUACCGUAUUUCCGCAAUUGUCAUGAUCAGAACGGAUGGUUUCGUCCACCAGUUACCAAAUACCUUUGGUUUUUCUUGCUAGGCGGCCACGGCCGGGCCGGUAUGGCACAAACACGC
Molecule: messenger RNA, 2575 nt
Organism: Dalotia coriaria
Lineage: Eukaryota; Metazoa; Arthropoda; Insecta; Coleoptera; Staphylinidae
Product: neprilysin-11-like
Exons: 8
Coding region: 241-2430 (729 amino acids)
Biological process (GO): protein processing
Cellular component (GO): plasma membrane
Molecular function (GO): metalloendopeptidase activity
Source: RefSeq, a predicted model, not a curated record